UUCCUUUGUCCUCUCACACAACAACAUCGACAUUACAAAUCCACACUCAAUAGCAAAGCCGACCUUCACAGUCUCGAGAGCACCAACUCACAAAACCAAAACACACCUCGAACACCACAAUGGCCGAAACACACACUUACGAAUUCAACGUCACAAUGACCUGCGGCGGCUGCUCCGGCGCCGUCGACCGCGUUCUCAAGAAGCUGGACGGUGUCGACUCCUACGAAGUCUCCCUCGACACGCAAACCGCCAAAGUCGUGACUUCGCUGCCGUACUCGACGGUGUUGGAGAAGAUCCAGAAGACGGGAAAGAAGGUCAACAGCGGGAAGGCCGAUGGAGUGGAGCAGAGCGUAUAGGGAUGGCGGAGGAGCUGUGAUACGAGCAUAUGGACAAUCGAGGCUGGAGGAGCCGAGACGGCCAAUCGGUCUGGGUUGAAGCAAGGUGCUUUGCAUGGCCACGUCAGUAUCCUUUGGCAGCGAAGCGAAUGUGGACAUUUCAACGAGAAAGGUUGUACUGCGGAUACCUGACGAAAGUAUGGUUGGAGUCGACGGAAAUAUCCAUUUCGCUCUC
Messenger RNA from Zymoseptoria tritici IPO323, 570 nucleotides. RefSeq lists its product as uncharacterized. Gene Ontology annotation, cellular component: cytosol. The record is from RefSeq and is a predicted model, not a curated record. The transcript is spliced from 2 exons. Gene Ontology annotation, biological process: copper ion transport. Bases 120 to 356 code for a protein of 78 amino acids. NCBI's taxonomy places the organism in Eukaryota, Fungi, Ascomycota, Dothideomycetes, Mycosphaerellales, Mycosphaerellaceae. Gene Ontology annotation, molecular function: copper chaperone activity; metal ion binding.